Lodderomyces theae is the source of this 2118-nucleotide messenger RNA. RefSeq names its product adenyl-nucleotide exchange factor (gene MSI3). Gene Ontology annotation, cellular component: cytosol; nucleus. NCBI's taxonomy places the organism in Eukaryota, Fungi, Ascomycota, Pichiomycetes, Serinales, Debaryomycetaceae. The coding region runs from base 1 to 2118 and encodes 705 amino acids. The record is from RefSeq and is a predicted model, not a curated record. Gene Ontology annotation, biological process: protein folding. The transcript has a single exon. Gene Ontology annotation, molecular function: ATP binding; ATP-dependent protein folding chaperone.
AUGUCUGUUCCAUUUGGUGUUGAUUUAGGUAACAACAAUACUGUUAUUGCAUGUGCAAAGAACAGAGGUAUUGAUAUUGUCGUUAAUGAAGUAUCUAACCGUUCUACUCCAUCCUUAGUCGGGUUUGGACCAAAGUCUAGAUACUUGGGAGAAACCGCCAAGAACCAACAAACUUCAAACAUCAAAAACACUGUUGAGAAUUUGAAGAGAAUUGUUGGAUUACCACACAAUCACCCAGAUUUCAAGAUUGAGCAAGAGUACUUUACUAUCCCAUUGGUUCAGAACAAAGCUGACCAUGGUGUUGCUGCUAAAGUCAAAUACUUGGGUAAAGAUCAUGAAUUCACCGCCACUCAAUUGUUAGCCAUGUACUUGGACAAGAUCAAGGAUACCGCAGUUAAGGAAACCAAGGGAAACAUCAAUGACAUUUGUUUAUCUGUUCCUGGAUGGUACACUGAGAAACAACGUCGUGCUGCUGCCGACGCUUGUAAGAUUGCUGGCUUGAACCCAGUCCGUAUUGUUAAUGAAAUGACUGCUGCAGCAGUUGGAUACGGUGUCUUUAAAGCUGCUGAUUUACCUGAAGAUGAUUACAAGAAAGUGGCAUUUGUUGAUGUUGGUCACAGUUCUUACCAAGUUUCGAUUGCUGCUGUUAAAAGAGGUGAGUUGAAGAUUUUGGGAGCAGCUUAUGACAAGCACUUUGGUGGUAGAAAUUUCGACAAGGCAAUUGCUGAAUAUUUUGCUGAUGAGUUCAAAGGUAAAUACAAGAUUGAUGUUAGAGAAAACCCAAAGGCUUAUUACAGAGUUUUAACUGCUGCUGAGAAAUUGAAAAAGGUUUUAAGUGCCAACACCCAAGCACCUUUCAACAUUGAAAGUGUUAUGAAUGAUGUUGAUGUUUCAUCUUCUUUGACUAGAGAAGACUUGGAAAACUUGGUUAAGCCAUUGUUGGAAAGACUCAAUGUUCCAAUUGAAGCAGCUUUGAAAGAUGCUGGUUUGAAAGCAGAAGAGUUAGACUCUGUUGAAGUCAUUGGUGGUUCUUCAAGAAUUCCAGCAGUCAAGACCAAGAUUUCUGAAGUCUUUGGAAAGCCAUUGUCAUUCACUUUGAAUCAAGAUGAAGCCAUUGCCAAAGGUAAUGCUUACAUUUGUGCUUGUCACUCUCCAACUGUCAGAGUUAGACCAUUCAAGUUUGAAGAUUACAACCAAUACACUGUUUCAUAUUUCUGGGAUAAAGAGGACAAUGAAGAUGAAGAUCAUUUAGAAGUUUUCCCCAAAGGUGGUUUGUUCCCAAGUACCAAACUCAUUACCUUGUAUAGAAAGGGACCUUCAUUUGAAGUUGAAGCUAAAUACACCAAACCUCAGGAAUUGCCAAAGGGAACCGAACAUUUUAUUGCUAAAUGGAAGAUUGGCAAUGUCGAACCAAGUGCUGGUGAAUCUUCAAUUGCAGUCAAGUUGAAGUUGAGAAACGACCCAUCUGGAUUCUACACCAUUGAAUCAGCCCAUACCGUUGAAGAACAAAUUGUCAAGGAGUUGAUUGAACCUAAAGAAGGUGAAGAAGCCAAUGGUGAAGAUGAUGACGAGGAAAAUGAACAACCAUCUGAACCACAAUACAAGGAAGUCAAGAAAUUGGUCAAGAAGAAUGAUUGUACUAUUGAAGUUGAAUGUGCUGCAUUGCCAGAAGCUCAAUUACAAAAGUUCAUUGAAGAAGAAGGACAAAUGCUUUCAGAAGACAAGUUGGUUGCCGAUACUGAAGAAAGAAAGAACCAAUUGGAAGAGUACAUUUACGAAUUGAGAGGUAAAUUGAGUGAUCAAUACAAGGAUUUUGCCAAGAAGGAAGAAGUUGAGAAAUUGACUGGUUUAUUACAAAAAGCCGAAGAUUGGUUAUAUGAAGACGGAUACGAAUCAACUAAAGCCAAGUAUAUUGCCAAGUACGAAGAGUUGGCAUCUAUUGGUAAUGUGAUUAGAGGUAGAUAUUUGGCCAAAGAACAAGAAAAGAAGGAGCAAUUUAGACAAAAACAAGAAGCAGCACAAGCACAAGCCAUGGCUGAAAAGAUGGCCAAUGCUAGAAAGGAAAACAAGAAUGGUGACAAUAAGAAAGAUGCUGACGGCGAUACCAAGAUGGAUUGA